Oenanthe melanoleuca is the source of this 3090-nucleotide messenger RNA. RefSeq names its product forkhead box A2 (gene FOXA2). Gene Ontology annotation, molecular function: RNA polymerase II cis-regulatory region sequence-specific DNA binding; protein domain specific binding; DNA-binding transcription factor activity, RNA polymerase II-specific. NCBI's taxonomy places the organism in Eukaryota, Metazoa, Chordata, Aves, Passeriformes, Muscicapidae. The record is from RefSeq and is a predicted model, not a curated record. Bases 985 to 2292 code for a protein of 435 amino acids. Gene Ontology annotation, biological process: regulation of transcription by RNA polymerase II; cell differentiation; anatomical structure morphogenesis. The transcript is spliced from 3 exons.
CGGCUAUCGCGAUAGGAGGAGGCGCGCCGGGUUGUUUUCCUUCUGGCCGUGGAUCCUGAGGGAUUUGGGAGGCCGGGGGAAGAGCCCUGAAGGAUUUUUUUUUUUUUUUUUUGGGGGGUGGUUAAAAACUGUCGGCGAUGUAGGGGAGCCCCCGCUGGAGAGCGCACGCUCAAUGGAUAAAUAAGUAAUUAAAUAAAUAGAUUAAUAAAUAAAUAAUCAAACAAACAAAAUCAAUCAGGCCGGCGGUUUGGGUUUGUUGUUUUGUUUGGGUUUUUUUUUUUUUUUUUUUUUUUUUUUUUUUUUUUAUCCACCGCUGUGGGCAGAUCCAGGUGGGAAUUCAUGGAGCACUUCCCGGGAGCGGCGGGGAUGGGGGGAAGCGUCCCGGUCCCUCCCUGUCACCCCCGGUGUCCCCCCGCCCGCAGGGGACUGAGACCCGCGGGGGGGCGAUUUUGGUCACCCGUCUGUCCUUCCUUCCUUCCUUUCCUUCCUUCCUCUUUCCCUCCUUUCCUGCUUUUCCCCGCUCCCGGCAGCUCCGGCUGCGGCGCUGCCCCGACGGAGCGCACCGGGAUCCGCACCGGGACCGCACCGGGAUCCGCACCGGGACCGCACCGGGAUCGUGAAGGGAUCUACAGCGGGAUCAGGACCGGGACGGCACCGGGAUCCUCACCGGGACCGCAUCGGGAUCAGGACCGGGACCAGGAACGGGAUCCGCGCCGCGAUUCGCACCGGGACCGCACCGGGACCGCACCGGGAUCACACCGGGAUCGCACCGGGAUCCACACCGGGACCGCACCGGGACCGCACCGGGACCGCACCGGGAUCCACACCGGCACCGGGACCCGCUCAGGGCCGGUCCCCGCUCUGCCCGCCCCUUUCCCUGCUCUCCCCGCUCCCUCCAGUCCCGGUUUUCCUGCCGGGAAGAGCCGCGUCCCGUCCUGCCGGGGAGGCAGAGCCGCGGGGCCCGCUCGCCGCGGGGAGUGAAGUAUGCUGGGAGCGGUGAAAAUGGAAGGCCAUGAGCACACGGACUGGAGCAACUACUACGGGGAGCCCGAGGGCUACUCCUCGGUGAGCAACAUGAACGCGGGGCUGGGCAUGAACAGCAUGAACACCUACAUGACCAUGUCGGCCAUGAGCAGCACGGCCAACAUGACGGCGGCCACCUCCAUGAACAUGUCCUACGCCAACACGGGCAUGAGCCCCUCGCUGGCCGGCAUGUCCCCCGGCGCCGGGGCGAUGCCGGCCAUGGGCUCGGGCAUGGGGGCCCACCUGAGCCCCAGCAUGAGCCCCAUGGGCGGCCAGGCGGGCUCCAUGAACGCGCUGGCUCCUUACUCCAACAUGAGCUCCAUGAGCCCCAUCUACGGCCAGUCCAACCUGAACCGCUCGCGGGACCCCAAAACCUACCGGCGCAGCUACACGCACGCCAAGCCGCCCUACUCCUACAUCUCCCUCAUCACCAUGGCCAUCCAGCAGUCCCCCAACAAGAUGCUGACCCUCAGCGAGAUCUACCAGUGGAUCAUGGACCUGUUCCCCUUCUACCGCCAGAACCAGCAGCGCUGGCAGAACAGCAUCCGCCACUCGCUGUCCUUCAACGAUUGCUUCCUCAAGGUGCCGCGCUCGCCGGACAAGCCGGGCAAGGGCUCCUUCUGGACGCUGCACCCGGACUCGGGGAACAUGUUCGAGAACGGCUGCUACCUGCGCCGCCAGAAGCGCUUCAAGUGCGAGAAGCAGCUGGCGGCCAAGGACGGCGGCGCCAAGAAAGGCCAGGCCGGCAACCAGCCGCUGGGCGAGGGCAGCUCCUCGGGGGGCUCCGAGGGCUCUGCCGGCGGCGAGUCGCCCGCCAGCUCCUCGCCGUGCCAGGACCACAAGCGGGCCCUGGCUGACCUCAAAGGGCUGAGCCCCGGCGAGCCGUCGGCCUCGCCCGGGCAGCAGCAGCAGCAGCAGCAGCAGCAGCAGCACCUGCUGGCCCCGCCGCACGCCGGGCUGGCCCACGAGGGCCAUCUCAAGCCCGAGCACCACUACGCCUUCAACCACCCGUUCUCCAUCAACAACCUGAUGUCGUCCUCGGAGCAGCAGCAGCACCACCAGCAGCAGCACCACCAGCACCACCAGCACCACCACCCGCACAAAAUGGACCUGAAGGCGUACGAGCAGGUGAUGCACUACUCGGGUUACGCCUCGCCCGUGCCCGCGGGCUUGGCCAUGAACAAAAGCGCCCUGGAGGCUUCGCCUUUGGCCGGAGAGACUUCCUACUACCAAGGCGUCUAUUCCCGGCCCAUCAUGAACUCGUCCUAAGCGGGAAAACGCUCCUGGAAAAAACAAACAAAAAAAAAAAAAAAAAAAAGGGGGAAAGAUUUCUCCCCUCCCUUCUCCUCCCCAUGCCCCUCGCAGUGGACUCUGAGCACGGUACAUAUCCAUAUAUAUAUAUAUAUAUAUCUAUAUAUAUAUCUAUUUUUUUUUUUUCUGUUGGCUCCAGAUGUUUGCAUCCAUUCGGGAAUCUGCAGCCCGUGGUGGGGGGGAGGCUCUGUGUGGGGUGGGAACGAGGUGGGGGGCUUGUUUUGAUUUUAUUUUAUUUUUUUUUCUUUCGUUGUCGUUGUCGCCACGAGGUCUAAAUAUAUCUAUUUUUUUUUUUUUUUGGUGUGCGAGUAAGGGGGCUGAAAAAUAAUCCCCCCACCCGAGGCAAAACCAACCCCUCCCUCCUUGUGAAUAUUCCGAGUUCGGAAACCGAGGACCAAAAGUCUUGUAACGUUGUAAAGAUUAAAAAAAAAAAAAAAAAAAAAAAAAGAAUGAAAAGAAAAAAAAAAAAAAAAAAAAAAGAAGGGAGGGGGAAAAAAUGGGGGAAAGAAAAAAAAAAGAAAAAAAAGAAAAAAAAAAAGAGAAAAAACCAGAAAAAUAAGAAUUUAGAAAAAAAAAAAAAAGGGCAGGAUAGAUCGUUGUAAUUGAAGCAAACGCUUGAUGUUCCCGGGAGAGUAAACUACUUGGAUCUGAUUAAUUUAUCGUUUCUGUAUGCUUUAUUUAUGGCUUGGAGCUGUGUAUUCCGGUAGCGAGCGGCCGCCGCUGCCGCAGAACUCCAUUAAAGUCGUAUUGGCGGUG